AGAACUUGAACGGGACAUUCAACCCCUCAUUUGACAUAAUUAUGCCAGUCCGAAAAAGCAGAACCGGAAUGGCCCCAGCGGACUAACGCAUGAAAAUGUCAACCAAAGCCCAUCUCUAAUACGAGUUCUCGAAGGAAAUGCAAGAUGGGAAGUAUCCAGUUCCCUGACGCCCAACCGCCGUACGGUUUUGAUGGCGACCCCGACAUUUAUGGUCUCGGGAUCCGCGUCGGCUACUACACCCAGAUCCUCUCCGUCUGGGUCGCCAACUACUGGGUGCCGCAAGAGGCCUCGUUCCUCCACUCGAUCAACGUGAUGUUCCUCGCCGCGAUGCUGCUCGCGGUGGGUUUCCUGGCCAGCCGCAUCCCCGAUGUCUUCGCGGUGGAGGUGUUCCUGCUGAUCAACAUUAGCUUUUCCAUGGCAAUUUUCGGGACGGAUGCGCGGUUCGUGCGGGGGGCGCUGCCGUGGGAAACGCGGGUGACGCAUAAGGUCGUCGCGCAGUUGGUUGGUCUCGGACUUGGAGGCUACAAUUUGUGGUUUUGGAAUGUCGGCCUGCAUCGGAUGAAAGCGACGAAUUCUAUCUACGGGACCCAAGUGUUUUGGUACGCACAGGGCGACCUGUUCGGGGCGAUCAAGAUCGCGAACCAAGUCGUGGGCCCGCUCUACGCGCUUCUGACAAUCUCUAUCCUUAUGAUCACCGUCGUCAGCGGGUAUCACAACUUCAGGCUCGACCGUUGUUGCACGGAAGAAGCGUUUACCGCGCUAGAAGAGAAGAUGCUUGCUGAGCUAUCAAACUACGGCGAUUUCGUGGACGUGUCGAUGAAGAGGAAAAAGCACGCACCUUCGAUCCGCUCCUGUCUAAACUCUAUCAAACACAGUUCGUCUGCCUGGGAUGCCAAGGAACCAGAAGGGAACAAAGCCCAGUUCAGACACAGAGGGUCCCAUUUGGAAGUCCAUGGCGCAUGCUGCCAGGGAUCCACUCACUCAAAGGGGCUUUCCCGCGUGUCAAUUGAAAUCUCUAAGCCCGUUGAUGGCAUAAAUCCUGACGAGAUGGUAUCAAAGCACCUUGCUGUCGACGCGAGCAAACCCGCGUCGUCCCUUUCCACGCCGAAUCACAAAUGUAAGCUCGACCAUUCCAGGAAAGAAUCAUCGCACGUCUCAACGCAGUCUCCCACAUCCGCCGUUCCAACGAUUUACAGUCCUCAGGGGCUUUCCGCGCAAAGUCUGGCCGUCAACCAGCCGCCCCCUCAUCCCGAUGGAAUCCCAACACUCCAUGACAUCCUCAUCACAGAUGUCUAUCUCAGCGAGCAAUUAGGUCCAGACAGACCGCUCCCACCGAUGCUAUACCGCGCCUUCCUCUCGCCCGCCUACUUCUUCUACCUCAUCUUCCUCCUCCUCCUCCACCCAACCCACCUCCCCACCUUCCUCCACCUCCUCCUCUACCUCUACAACACGUCUCCCCCCACCCCCACCCUCCACAGGCAACAAAUACUCAUCCACCACCUUCUCACCCCCCUCCGCCUCCUUCCCCCCUCAUCUGCCCUCCAAUUCGCCACCCGCCUCCGCAUGUCCGCCCAGCCGCCCCCACCACCUUGCCCUGCCGACUGGAUCUACGACGCCGCCUCCACCAUAGCCGUCUGCAUCGUGCUGACCAUCGGCACCGAGUUGACGCUGCAGUGGAAUGAAAUCCGGGGUGUGCAUUCGAUGGGGUCGGCGGGGCAGCUGGUGCCGUUUGUGUUGGGGGUAGGGGGGUUGGUAAAGGUGGUGUGGGCAGCGGUGACGAGGGGAAGGGGGCCGGGGGGGAGAAGGGGUGACGGGGGGUGUGAGUGGACCUGUGCGGAGGAGGGGAGGAGGGAGAGGUGGGUGGGUUGCGCGGAAGUGUAUUUUCGGUGGAGGGCGGCAGUGGAGAAUGGGAGACAGGGAGGGGCGGCGAUGGAGAAGGUGGGGGAUCCAGCUGCUGUUUGAGAUGACUGAGUACAGUUGCAGCGGAAGGGUGUCCGACUGCCGCUUGGGGUAAUGUUCAAAUAAUGAAUGGGUCCAAGCGUUGAAGUGCCGAAUGCACGAUUAUCAGGGCCACACUCCAAAAACUGGUUUAGUAGCCCUUUUUCACCACCUACAGCUUUCGGGCACUGGACGAUCUGACUACGACUCUCACUUUCGGCCUAAAGUCAGGAAUAUGGAUGAAAGAGAUCGCAUUUCAAUUGCCUAAGAACAACUACAUGCCAAUAACGGGCGUACGAUACCUGGGAGAACGACGACUAUCGCGGUCUGGGUGGUCUCGCCUGGUCUCGCCUGGUCAUAUGGAGGAUCAGCAGAUCAGUCGACAUACGCUAAGAUGGCGGAGUUGCGAUGCCUGCUGGGUGUGUAGGUUGUAUC
Eremomyces bilateralis CBS 781.70 is the source of this 2373-nucleotide messenger RNA. RefSeq lists its product as uncharacterized. The transcript has a single exon. The record is from RefSeq and is a predicted model, not a curated record. The coding region runs from base 145 to 1962 and encodes 605 amino acids. Lineage: Eukaryota; Fungi; Ascomycota; Dothideomycetes; Eremomycetales; Eremomycetaceae.